Molecule: messenger RNA, 858 nt
Organism: Salvia miltiorrhiza (redroot sage)
Lineage: Eukaryota; Viridiplantae; Streptophyta; Magnoliopsida; Lamiales; Lamiaceae
Exons: 3
Coding region: 1-720 (239 amino acids)
Source: RefSeq, a predicted model, not a curated record
AUGACUCCCGAUUUUUGGACUGAACUCCGGGAUUACUGGCAUCAGCCCGAGGUUGAGGCUGUUUCAAAUCGAGCACGUGCCAACCGGAUGUCCGAGCCCGAUGGGGAGGGUACAGGGAUCAGUAGGCACGUGGGCGGGUCCCAGUCGACUCGUAUCCUGCAGCAGUAUAUGGGCUUGGAGCCUGAUUUUUCCCAGGAUUCACCGAACUAUGCCACCUUCCUCCGCCUCCACAUGUACCCCGACGGAAGUUUUACGUCUCUGAGAGAUGCAAGAAUUGACGCGGAGGUUCAUCAACUGGCCGCUGCCACAGGACGACAGGACCGGCUAGACGAGGUGUAUUUGGAGGUGGUGCAUCUGGAUAGGUCACGGAUCUACGACGUCGGGAGUGCCGGGCAGAGUCAGGCUAGUAGGGGGUCUAUCCGCAGCACGGGCAGUUCUGCGGUGUCUCAGCAGCUUUAUGAGACACGGAUCUCCACGCUGGAGGAGCGAUUGGCGGCAGAGCAAGCACAACGCCAACAGAUGGAGGACCGCAUGGCGGCAGAGCAAGCACAACGCCAACAGAUGGAGGAGCGCAUGGCGGCAGAGCAAGCAGCACGCCAACAGAUGCAGGACCGCAUGGCUCAAUUGGAGGCGUUUAUGAGGAUGUAUAAUGCUCAGCCACCUCCAGGGCCUGAUGCCGAUGAUGAUGAUGAUGAUGAUGAUGAUGAUGAUGAUGCUUAGAAUUAUUAAAACUAUAUAUUUAUGUUUUCAAACAAAAUUACAUUUGCACUUUCUUUUCAAAUUUAUGUUUUAUUGAACUAUAUAUUUCAAGUGCUUUAAUUAUUAAAACUAUAUAUGUUUUAUAUAUUUAUGGCAAUG